AAUAAAAUAAAAUGUUUGAUAAUUUUUAAAAACAAAUAAAAUUUUGAAAAUUCAUAAAAGAAAAUGACAACUCCACCACAAGUGUUGAUCAAUAAAAAUAAAAAACAUUUCUUAGGCGUUCCAGCACCACUUGGAUAUGUAGCCGGUGUUGGUCGAGGGGCUACAGGUUUUACGACACGAUCUGAUAUCGGUCCAGCUAGAGAUGCAAAUGAUGUUUCUGAUGAUCGACAUGCUCCACCGGCAGCCAAACGUACAAAGAAGAAAGAGGAAGAAGAGGAGGACGAAGAAGAUUUAAACGAUUCAAAUUAUGAUGAAUUUAGUGGAUAUGGUGGUUCGUUAUUCUCAAAAGAUCCAUACGAUAAAGACGAUGCUGAAGCGGAUGCUAUAUACGAAGCAAUCGAUAAACGUAUGGAUGAAAAACGUAAAGAGUAUCGUGAAAAACGUUUACGUGAAGAAUUAGAACGGUAUCGUCAAGAACGUCCAAAAAUUCAACAACAAUUCUCCGAUUUAAAACGUGAAUUAAUUUCGGUAACGGAAGAUGAAUGGCGUAAUGUUCCUGAAGUAGGCGAUGCACGAAAUCGUAAACAACGUAAUCCAAGAUCCGAACGUUUUACCCCACUUCCCGAUAGUGUACUUGCACGGAAUUUAGGUGGAGAAUCAAGUAGUACAAUUGAUCCUUCGUCGGGUUUAGCUAGUAUGACACCUGGAAUUGCUACACCAGGAAUGUUAACACCCACCGGGGAUAUGGAUUUACGAAAAAUUGGUCAAGCCCGAAACAACUUAAUGAAUGUAAAAUUAUCACAAGUAUCGGAUUCUGUGGUUGGACAAACUGUUGUAGAUCCUAAAGGAUAUUUAACCGAUUUACAAUCAAUGAUUCCUACUUAUGGAGGGGAUAUUAAUGAUAUUAAAAAAGCACGACUUUUAUUGAAAUCAGUUCGUGAGACAAAUCCUAAUCAUCCACCAGCUUGGAUAGCCAGUGCACGUCUUGAAGAAGUUACAGGGAAAGUUCAAGCGGCACGUAAUUUAAUUAUGAAAGGUUGCGAAGAAAAUCCACUUAGCGAAGAUUUAUGGUUAGAAGCAGCUCGAUUACAACCACCAGAUACUGCAAAAGCUGUGAUUGCUCAAGCUGCAAGGCAUGUACCGACAUCUGUACGAAUAUGGAUUCGAGCUGCUGAACUCGAAGAUGAAAUUAAAGCUAAACGUCGAGUAUUUCGUAAAGCUUUGGAACAUAUCCCAAAUUCCGUACGUUUAUGGAAAGCUGCUGUUGAAUUAGAAAAUCCAGAAGAUGCGAGAAUUUUACUUUCACGUGCUGUUGAAUGUUGCUCCACGUCCGUUGAGCUUUGGUUAGCUUUAGCACGUUUAGAAACUUAUGAUAAUGCACGUAAAGUUUUGAAUAAAGCACGAGAAAAUAUACCAACCGAUCGACAAAUUUGGACGACGGCCGCAAAAUUAGAGGAAGCAAACGGAAAUAUUCAUAUGGUGGACAAAAUUAUUGAUCGUGCAAUUACAUCGUUAAGUGCAAAUGGUGUUGAAAUUAAUCGGGAUCAUUGGUUUAAAGAAGCUAUCGAAGCGGAAAAAGGAGGUCAUGUUCGCUGUUGUCAAGCUAUUGUUCAAGCUGUUAUCGGCUAUGGUGUGGAACCUGAAGAUCAGAAACAUACUUGGAUGGAGGAUGCUGAAAAUUGUGCAAAUCAAGGAGCUGUCGAAUGCGCACGUGCUGUCUACGCUCACGCGCUUGCAACAUUCCCUUCAAAGAAAUCCAUAUGGUUAAGAGCUGCAUAUUUCGAAAAGAAUCAUGGAACUCGAGAGAGUUUAGAAACAUUAUUACAACGUGCUGUAGCUCAUUGUCCAAAAUCUGAAGUUCUAUGGUUGAUGGGUGCCAAGAGUAAAUGGUUAGCUGGUGAUGUUCCAGCCGCUCGUGGUAUUCUAUCAUUAGCGUUUCAAGCAAAUCCAAAUUCUGAGGAGAUUUGGUUGGCUGCCGUAAAAUUAGAAUCCGAAAAUUCUGAAUACGAACGAGCACGACGUUUACUCGCCAAAGCUCGUGCUUCAGCUCCAACACCUCGCGUUAUGAUGAAAUCAUCGAAAUUAGAAUGGGCACUAAACGAUUUAAAUGCUGCACUGAAUUUAUUAGACGAAGCAUCGAAAGUAUUUCCAGAUUUUGCGAAAUUAUGGAUGAUGAAAGGACAAAUUGAGGAGCAAAAAGGGGAAAUUGCACAAGCAUGGGAUACAUAUUCGGCCGGAAUUAAAAAAUGUCCCAGUUCAGUUCCUUUAUGGUGUUUGCUGUCGCGAUUAGAAGAACGUCGUGGAAUGCUUACAAAAGCUCGUUCGGUUUUGGAACGUGCACGUUUAAAGAAUCCAAAGAAUGAUAAAUUAUGGUUAGAAGCUGUACGAGUAGAAUUACGUGCAGGUCUCAAAGAUAUUGCACUAACAAUGAUGGCAAAAGCGUUGCAAGAAUGUCCAAAUUCUGGUAUAUUAUGGGCAGAAGCAAUCUUUUUAGAAUCACGUCCACAGCGUAAAACUAAAUCAGUGGAUGCACUUAAAAAGUGUGAACAUGAUGCAAAUGUUUUGCUCGCUGUCUCGAAAUUAUUUUGGAGUGAACAUAAAGUACAAAAAUGUCGUGAUUGGUUUAAUCGUACCGUGAAAAUAGAACCGGAUUUAGGCGAUGCAUGGGCGAAUUUUUAUCGUUUUGAACAGAUUCAUGGUACACCCGAACAACAGGAGGAAGUUAAACAGCGUUGUAUUACCGCUGAACCACAUCAUGGUGAGUUAUGGUGUCAAGUUUCCAAGAAUAUUAAAAAUUGGUGUUUAAAUAUCGAACAAAUUUUGAAUUUAGUUGCAAAAGAAGUUGUUGUACCCAUUUAAAGUUAAUAAAUUUUUUUUUUUGAA
Molecule: messenger RNA, 2883 nt
Organism: Chrysoperla carnea
Lineage: Eukaryota; Metazoa; Arthropoda; Insecta; Neuroptera; Chrysopidae
Gene: Prp6
Product: pre-mRNA-processing factor 6
Exons: 4
Coding region: 64-2859 (931 amino acids)
Biological process (GO): spliceosomal tri-snRNP complex assembly; mRNA splicing, via spliceosome
Cellular component (GO): U4/U6 x U5 tri-snRNP complex; catalytic step 2 spliceosome
Molecular function (GO): protein binding
Source: RefSeq, a predicted model, not a curated record